CUGGACUGCUGUCCCGGGGGUGCGCCGCUGGCCGCCAGCGACGGGGUCCCCGCGGGGCUGGCGCCCGACGAGCGCAGCUUGUGGGUGUCGCGCGUGGCGCAGAUCGCCGUGCUCUGUGUGCUGUCGCUCACCGUGGUCUUCGGCGUUUUCUUCUUGGGCUGCAAUCUGCUCAUCAAGUCCGAAAGCAUGAUCAACUUUCUGGUGCAGGAGCGCCGGCCCUCCAAGGACGUGGGAGCCGCCAUCCUGGGGCUGUACUGA
This is a messenger RNA of Dipodomys ordii (Ord's kangaroo rat), 258 nucleotides long. RefSeq names its product reprimo-like (gene Rprml). The record is from RefSeq and is a predicted model, not a curated record. The annotation marks the transcript as partial. The transcript has a single exon. NCBI's taxonomy places the organism in Eukaryota, Metazoa, Chordata, Mammalia, Rodentia, Heteromyidae.